AGGAACUUAUUUUUUCCAAUAUGGCUACCAGAGAACAGGUUCAUAAUUUUCCUUUAAAUAGUAAUUUAUUGAUGAUUACAGGAUAGCACUGGAAAAAUUUAUUAAAGGUGGGAAAAUGACAGAAAGUAUCACCUUGUAUGUAGAGAAGAGUCAAAAACCAAAAGAAAACACAAGUCUACAGCAUAAGGUUAAUUCACAUGAUACUAAAGACAUGGAAAAUGACAUUGAAGAGGAUAAAGUCAACAAAUCUACGAACAUGGAAGAAAGUGGUAAAAUGACAAAAAAAAGUGACAAAACCACUACAGAGUCUAUAAAUAUAAAUCAGAAAAAAUUAUCCAAAAACAAUGGGGAGGAAUUUAUUGAACCAACUAGGGCUAAUGUUAACUGUGAUAAUUCUGUAAACAGCAAGACACUGAGUAAAGUAAAAACGAGAAAUAAAAACACUUUCCUUAGAAAGUCUAAAUCAUGUCUAGAGAUGAAAACCACUGAAGAAGAAACUCUCCCACAUUCAAAAUCUUUCAGUGGAAAGCCAUUACAUGUUUGCAGUAGUCAAGUGUCCAUUCCUGAAUGUGAUGGUGACAAUUCCAACCAAAUAGUUCAAUGUAACAUCUCUUUAACAACCACAGAGAGAAAUACACAAUCAAGUGACAAAAAUGAUGAUUUAACAAACACUGAAAACAACAGUGAGGUGCAUACUUCAGGUUCAUCAUCUAAUCUGCAGCUCUUUGGAAAUCAACACAACACUAGUCAUCAAUCACAACAAGAUGGGAAGCUUCAGCAUCAACCUCAUCAUCAUCAAAAUCAGCAACAGCAACAGCAAGAAAAUCAAAAACAGCAGUCGAAACAUCAGACUCAUCAGCAGCUGUCAAAACAACAACCUUUACAACCAGAACUAGAACAAAAUAAACAACAGAUUAUUCAACAAAAUUUGCCACAAAAAGUACCACAACUGGUGUUAAAUGACCUUCGAAAGGAGCAACAACACAAAAAGUCACAUCUACUUCUAGCUAACACAGGAACAGAUCCAACAUCAACAGAAACAGAAGCAAUUUCAACUAGCACUAUAAUCACAUCAACAACAAUUACUACCAGUUCAACAGAAACUGCUGCAACAUCAUCACUAGCUGUAACCUUAAAACAACAAGUACAACCAUUGUCCCCACUACAUCCCAAUCAGUAUGAGAAAGGUUAUGUGUCAACAAGAGGUUUUCAUUCUCCGUUUUCACCUCCAACCCCAUAUAUGUGUGACUACUCAACAUGGCUACCACAAAAGUGGCAAGGUACGAAAGUCGAACAGUUCCAUGAUGAUCAACCAUCUUUAAACCAGUCUGAAGCUAAAGAAACAACCACUAAUAUUUCUACUGAAGCAGGUCUGACUGAUGAUGGGUUAACAAAUGGUAAACAAGCAGAGCCAAAGACUGUAGUACGUAAAGCACCUACAGGAACUACAUGUAUAUCAGAAAUGUCUAGGUCAAUAGUUCCAUGCAAUAACCAAUCACGAUCUGUAACUACAUCAUCAUCAGCACCAGCAGCAACAACAGAUUUUGAAGCUUCUGCACCACAGAAAACAACACCCACCUUCAAUCUGAAUGACCUUGGCUCAAGAGAAAUUCCAAUAUCUAGAGAACUUUCCAUCAUAGAGAAUUCAUCUGUUUCUUCAGCCUCCCCAGAUGUUGAUUAUGUUUCAAUACAGUAUUCUGCUUCAUCCCCACAACUUUCAUCUAUGCAAUCUUCGGCAACAUUGUCAUCACUAUCAUCAAUGUCUUCUAUAGAGUCUUCAACAUUACCUUCAAAUUCAUCAAAUUCAUCAUUGGGGUCUUCAGCAUUACCUAGGCUGUCGUCAGUACAGACUUCAAGGCCAUCAGCAAGAAUCUUACCAACAUUAAGCUCUUCAGGUUCCAUUUCCAAGAAAGAAAAGCGGAAGGACUUCAUACUGCUAAAUGCCGAAGCUGAUCAAGAGGAGGCUGAACAGUGCAGAGAUCAUUUGAAAACAGAUAUUGGAAUACCUGAUCUCACUAUUGACUUAUUUUGUGAAAUUGACAGUGGACAGACUGCGAUGAUGAGUUUGGAAACAUUGCAUGAUAGAUACAAUAACAUUCUAAUACUAGGUACUAAAAAUUUAGAGGGAGACAAGUAUUCCAGGUUUCUUAAUGAAAAUCUUUUAACUACAGGACUACAAGACGCAAAUGGGAAAGAGGAUAGAGUCAUUCCAGUCUGGACAAGCAAAGAUUGCAAAGGCAAAAUAACAGAGUUCAGAAUUAUAAAAGGAUUUGAAUAUUACAGCUUUUUGUCAGAUAAAAGUUCUACUAGAGCCACUUGUUACAUUCAGUGUGUUAAAAAUACUGUCAAAGAAGGACGAAAAAAUUCUAGAUAAGGCCCUAUCUCAUUCUGUAUCAUGACUUAAAUAUUUUUGUGAAUGAUAACACAACAAUUUAGUUUGUUUUAGUCCAUUUCUACAACUGGCUUUUUGUUACUGAGAUUGAUCUGGAUUUAACAUCAUUUUUCGCUUUACUUCAGAUAUGUACUGGCAAUCAGCUAACCAAAAGUCUGAGAUUCCAUACCUGUAAGACAACAAUUAUGAUAAACAUAUCAAAUUGACUGCUUACCAUAUAUAAACUGCAAAUUCUACAUGAAAAUAAGUCAAAGUCAAGGGAAUAUUCGCACCAGAGACUGGUAGCUAGACUGGUAGCUUAAAGGCCACAGCAGUCAUAUCACCCGACACUAUCAUCACAUCAUCAACAACUGCUGGGACAUCAAAACAACAACAGCCAUCACCACCACAUCUGAAACAAGUUUCACCAUCACCACCACAUCUGAAACAAGUUUCACCAUCACCACCACAUCUGAAACAAGUUUCACCAGUGUUUGUACCAGCUGAAGGUUUUCACUCACCAGUUACCCAUAAAAUCCCAUAUAUACUUUACAACUUAAAAUUGCUACCACAUAUGUGGCAAGUUACGAAAAGUUAAUUAAUUCCAUCGUGAUCAACUGUCUUUCAACCAGCUUAAAGCUAGGAAACUUUUGCAGAAAACAGGUUUAGUUGCUAAUUCCCAAUCAGAACCAAAAACUACAGUUUGUAGAUUCAAUAGUGCCUGCAUCUGAAAUUCCAAGACUGAAACUUCAAACAAUAGGCAGUUUCAUUUUGCUACUUUAUCAUCAUCAGCAUCAACAUCAUCAGCAGCAACAACAGCUUCAGAAUUUGUAACAGUAACAGGUUUUAAGGAUAUCUACUACAAAAUACAACACCAACCUCUUGGUUCAAGAGAUGUUCUAGUAUCCAGAGAUGUUUCUGUCAUACAGAAUUCACUAGAAUCCACAGAUACUAAUUACGUUUCAAUAACGCAUUCUUCUUCAUCUGUAUAAUUUUCAUCUUUGAAAUCUUCAGCAACACUCUCAUCAAUCAACAUGUUUACAGAGUCAUCAGCAUUACCUGCAAAGUCAUCAAGUUUAUCAUUGGAGUCUUCAACAUUGCCUAGAUUGUCAUCAGUACAUACUUCAAUUCCAUUAUCUAUAAUCUCACCAACAUGAAGCUCAGCUGAAAGUGGGAUUCUGUACUACUUAAUGCUGAAAUGAAUCAGGAAGAGACUCAACAGUACAGAGAUCAUCUGAAAAAAAGAUGCAGGCAUAAAUAACCUGACUCAUGAUACUAUUUAGUGAGAUCAACAGAAGACAUACUGCUGAGUUUGGAAGCAUUGCAUGAUGGACACAAUGAACUUCUAGUAUUUGUGACUUAAUAAGUUCUCUAGCAUUCUGACUGAUUAAUAUUCUUACCAACAGAUUAGGACACACAAACAGCAAAGAGGAUUUAAAACUUCAAAAUAUAUGUAGAAAAUUCAGCAAAUAAAAAAAGAUAGGUU
This is a messenger RNA of Mercenaria mercenaria, 3857 nucleotides long. RefSeq names its product bromodomain-containing protein DDB_G0280777-like. The transcript has 6 exons. Lineage: Eukaryota; Metazoa; Mollusca; Bivalvia; Venerida; Veneridae. The record is from RefSeq and is a predicted model, not a curated record. Bases 116 to 2374 code for a protein of 752 amino acids.